CAACUCAAGGGCUAUCUCGACGAGCUUCGCGCACUACCCAGCAGCGGCUACAUCGGCUCGGCGGAUUCGGGCCCGGUGACGGAUACCAUCCUGGAGCGUUAUCACACUCAAGGCCCAUUCGAUUCCGAAGAAGCAUUCAAUACUGCAAUCAUCAGUGCCUUUAUAGCAAUGGAACCCAGACGCCACAUCAAGAACUUCUUGACCGGCAUGCUAUCUCAAAAUACCCAUCGGAUUGUAUUUACGCACGGAGACUUCCGCCUCGCAAACAUCAUGGUCCACGACGGACAUGUCACGGGGAUUGUGGACUGGGAGUAUAGUGGUUGGUAUCCCCGAAUACUGGGAAUUCUCCCGGGCACUCUAUGUGUGGCGUUGGCAGCAUGAUUGGACCGAUUAUUUGAUGCGGAUUCUUCGCCCGUAUUAUUCGGAGUACAUGUUUCAUUCUUUCCUCAUGGCAACUUUGUGGUGAUGCUCGGUUGCCGUUCGUCCAUUAUUACUUAGGAUAUCUGCGCAGCAUGCCAUAGAUACCCUACCGCGAACCCAGGUCGAAGGUAUUACGGGCGAUGCGUUCGUCUUUGUCUUUAUGCGAUAGAGCUGCGUCUCCACAUAGUACUCAAAUUGCCACUACAAGUCUAUAUCGC
Aspergillus ibericus CBS 121593 is the source of this 638-nucleotide messenger RNA. RefSeq lists its product as uncharacterized. The transcript has 2 exons. Lineage: Eukaryota; Fungi; Ascomycota; Eurotiomycetes; Eurotiales; Aspergillaceae. The record is from RefSeq and is a predicted model, not a curated record. The annotation marks the transcript as partial.